GAAGAACGGAGUUGCUGCAAUAAGCCACACACAAUCCAAAUCCUAAUUGAAUAUGGCAGCUUCCCAGUCUGCUGCUGUUCUAUAAGAAACGCUGUGGCUGUUGUGCUCUUAAAACCCCUUUUGUCAAGCUCAUGGAAGUAUCUUCUGAUCCUUAUUUACCAUACGAUGGGGGAGGAGACGGCAUUCCAUUAAGAGAGUUGCAUAAAAGAGCUGCAGGAACUCAUUAUACAAUGACAAAUGGAGGCAGUAUUAACAGUACAACACAUUUAUUGGAUCUCCUUGAAGAGCCCAUUCCUGGAGUUGGAACCUAUGAUGAUUUCCACACAAUUGAUUGGGUGCGAGAAAAGUGCAAAGACAGAGAGAGACACAGAAGGAUCAAUAGCAAGAAAAAAGAAUCAGCAUGGGAAAUGACAGAAAGUUUGUAUGAUGCAUGGUCAGGAUGGCUGGUUGUGACACUAACUGGAUUGGCAUCAGGUGCUUUGGCUGGAUUGAUAGAUAUUGCUGCAGAUUGGAUGACUGAUUUAAAGGAAGGCAUUUGUCUCAGUGCCCUGUGGUUCAAUCAUGAACAAUGUUGCUGGGGAUCUAAUGAAACAACAUUUGAAGAAAGAGAUAAAUGUCCAUCAUGGAAAACAUGGGCAGAAUUAAUAAUUGGUCAAGCAGAGGGACCAGGUUCCUAUAUAAUGAACUACAUAAUGUACAUUUUCUGGGCUUUGAGCUUUGCUUUCUUAGCAGUUUCUUUGGUGAAGGUGUUUGCACCUUAUGCUUGUGGAUCAGGGAUACCAGAAAUCAAAACAAUAUUGAGUGGCUUCAUCAUUAGAGGGUACCUGGGCAAGUGGACACUGAUGAUUAAAACAGUCACUUUAGUCUUGGCUGUAGCCUCAGGCUUGAGCUUAGGGAAAGAAGGCCCUUUGGUACAUGUUGCCUGUUGCUGGGGAAACAUCUUUUCGUACCUCUUCCCCAAGUACAGCACAAAUGAAGCAAAGAAAAGAGAGGUAUUAUCUGCUGCUUCCGCAGCUGGAGUAUCAGUAGCAUUUGGUGCCCCAAUUGGAGGAGUUCUUUUCAGCCUAGAAGAAGUCAGUUAUUAUUUUCCAUUGAAGACUUUGUGGAGAUCAUUUUUUGCUGCUUUGGUGGCUGCAUUUGUUUUAAGAUCCAUCAAUCCGUUUGGAAACAGUCGUCUGGUUCUUUUCUAUGUCGAAUAUCACACUCCAUGGUAUCUAUUUGAACUAUUGCCCUUCAUUCUUCUGGGUGUAUUUGGUGGACUGUGGGGAGCAUUUUUCAUCCGUGCCAACAUUGCUUGGUGCCAUCGACGGAAAUCAACCAAAUUUGGAAAGUAUCCAGUUCUUGAGGUUAUUAUUGUAGCAGCAAUAACAGCUGUCAUUGCUUUUCCAAACCCCUAUACCAGAGUAAAUACCAGUGAGCUAAUUAAAGAACUUUUUACAGACUGUGGGCCUUUGGAAUCAUCCUCCCUUUGUGAUUAUCGAAAUGACAUGAAUGUCAGUAAAAUAGUAGAUGACAUUCCUGACCGUCCAGCAGGCACUGGAGUAUAUUCAGCAAUAUGGCAGCUGUGCUUAGCUCUUAUAUUUAAGAUUAUAAUGACAGUCUUCACUUUUGGUAUUAAGGUUCCAUCAGGCUUGUUCAUACCCAGUAUGGCCAUUGGAGCAAUAGCUGGCAGAAUUGUUGGAAUUGCUGUGGAACAAUUGGCUUAUUAUCAUCACGACUGGUUUAUCUUCAAGCAGUGGUGUGAAGUUGGAGCAGAUUGCAUAACUCCGGGCCUCUACGCUAUGGUUGGUGCUGCUGCAUGCCUAGGUGGAGUGACAAGGAUGACUGUAUCUCUGGUGGUUAUUGUAUUUGAGUUAACAGGGGGACUAGAGUAUAUCGUACCCCUUAUGGCUGCAGUAAUGACGAGCAAGUGGGUUGGAGAUGCUUUUGGCAGAGAAGGCAUCUAUGAAGCACACAUACGUCUGAAUGGAUAUCCUUUUUUGGAUGCCAAGGAAGAAUUUACUCAUACAACCCUGGCUGCUGAUGUCAUGAGACCUCGAAGAAAUGAUGCCCCAUUGGCAGUAUUAACACAGGAUAAUAUGACUGUGGAUGACAUUGAAAAUUUGAUCAAUGAAACCAGCUAUAAUGGUUUUCCUGUAAUAAUGUCAAAAGAAUCCCAAAGACUAGUAGGAUUUGCGCUAAGGAGAGAUUUGACUAUUGCAAUAGAAAGUGCCAGAAAGAAACAAGAAGGCAUUGUUGGCAGUUCCAGAGUCUGUUUUGCCCAGCAUACAUUAUCACUUUCAGCAGAAAGUCCUCGACCUUUGAAGCUUAGGAGCAUUCUUGAUAUGAGCCCUUUUACAGUUACGGAUCACACACCAAUGGAGAUUGUGGUGGAUAUAUUCCGCAAACUGGGCCUAAGGCAGUGUCUUGUAACACACAAUGGGAUUGUCUUGGGAAUCAUCACAAAGAAGAACAUAUUAGAGCAUCUCGAGCAACUAAAGCAGCACGUCGAACCCUUGGCGCCUCCUUGGCAUCAUCACAAAAAAAGAUAUCCUUCGACACAUGGCCCAGAUGGCAAACCAAGAUCCCGCAUCAAUAAUGUUCAACUGAACUCAAUAACUGAGGAGAGAGAGGAAAGUGAAGAGAAGGUUCAUUUGCUGAACAGUACAACACUUUAAUAUAAGGCAUAGUUUUGUGAUGCAAAAGAAAGGCUGGAUUUUUUUUAAAGUAAACUGCUGGAACUUAGGAGUUGAUUUAGGAAAAUGUGGUUUUACAAAGUAAGAAAGAUGAAGAAAACAAAAACUGAAAACCUGCACUGGAUGCACUCUGAAAUGUUAGAUCUGCCAUGAUAGUGCAGUUGGACGUUACAUCAAUUCAUAAGAACUUCAUAAGCUCCAGUUUGGACCUUGCUGCUUUAGCAUGAAAGAAAUUGAUGAUUAGUUCCUGUUUCUGAAUCACAUUGAAUUGAGCUGUCCUUUGAAAACUGUAAGAUUUGGUCCAUUUUACCAUAGACCGUUGUUGGGUUAAUUCAUGAAAUGUAUAGUUAUUCCGCAUUACCUGUUUACAUUCCAGAAGAACAUUUCUCUCUCCUGAGCCCCAACUGAUACUCCUUACAAUUGAUGCAUUUUAUUGAAAUGGUGGUUUCUCAUAUUGAGAUGUUCUGUGACCUGCUGAAUUUGAUGACAAGAAGGAAGUAUUUCUUGUGCCAUUUAAGCUUAAGACUUUGGAUAUUAUAAAAGUCUUGUGACAGUUUAAUCUACUGCAAGAAAAAUAGAUUGAGCAGGUUAAUAAACGUGGGUGAAGCAUGUUAAACCCUGCAGUUUAGUAGUUGCAAGUUAAACAGCCAAAUAUGUUUAAACUAUGUUUCUGUUGCAAAAUAAUAACUGAGGCUUAUGCAAUUUUUGUACUAUUAAAAAUCCUAAGUUAUAUACCAAUUUUGUGAAAUGUAAAGAGAAUACUACUAUUCUAUUAAGAAUUGGAAUAAUUCUGUUUAAUUUCUGUUCGUUCAGUUUAAUUGUGUACCUGAUAGCAACUGCAUGUUCAAGCACUGGAGAAUAUUCCCCUUAAAUGAAAGUCUUUUUGUUUUUCAUACCUAUACCAAAUAAAGGUAGAAAAAUAUUAUAAUUUGCACUAAAUAUACAUAUCAUAGUUUUUGUUUCUACAGAUUAGGAUAUAUUAAAUAUAAAUGAGUCACACUAUUGAUUUUACUUUAAUGUUAUUUUUAUAUUCAAAAUCCUCCAUAAACUUGGCAAGUUUCUACUGAAAGGAUGUUUAUAUUUCUUUGUAACCCAUCCUGAUAACUUGAUUGCCAUCGUUUUAAGUUUAUUAAUGUUUAAUUAAGGGACUAAUUAUUAAUAGAACCUUAUUUGUAAAUAUUACAGAAUUUAAAAUGUUUAUUUUGAGGAAUUUUGAAGCGGUAAUAAUUGAUUUGAAAUGCAAUUGAGUUACUUGAAAAAUUCUGUAAUAAAUAAAUAAAUACAAGCCAAGAACUAUCAUAACAACUGGAUUUUACCAACCCUAAUAAAACUUUUUUGCAUUUUGAAUAUUCAUUUAUUAGGAGGUAUUGCUAAUACUUGAUAUGAGAUUUGAUUUACCUAAUAAAACUGAUAUACUGUAUAAAGUUCAUGAGUGAUGGGCAAUUAAAAAUUCUAAAAGUUGUACCAUCUUGAUAGCUAUUCAAAUAUUACUGAAAACAUGAAUUAGCGAUAAAAGUUUAGUUGUAUUAUAAGGUUUGUUUGCAUAGUAUGACUUCUGGUUUUUGUUUGCCCUUCCUACCUCUAUUGAUAAGUUUGUUUUGAAAGCAAAUUUCAAAACUAUUAUCAAAAUUGCACAGGAAGUCACUUUAAGGAGGCAAACAAAAUCAGAUGCUUUAUUCUAUGCAUGCAAACCCUUGUAACAAGGUUAUUUUUGUUGCCAAAGUAAAAUAGUCUGUACUUUUCCUGUAAAUCAUAUAAUCCAAAGAUACUGAUCCACAUCUUUGAAAAAAAAACCAUAUUUCAAAAGAUUACCAGAGUAAAAAUCAUGAAUCAGUACUGCAAACUGCUUUGUUAAACAGCCCAGAUAAUCUUACAUGGCUUUUCAGAAUGCUUGAGAAUGUUUCUCUGCAAUAAUUAAUUGUUCAUUGUGAUUAGGUACUUCAACACCACUUCAGAGAAAAUUAUAUUUCUGUGGCUAAACAAUGCAUUUUGGCACCUGUAUUCCUUUUAUAUUUAUAAAUUACCAUUAACUGAAUGUACCUUAUGUAUAAAUCUUGGGAUGCUUUUUCUCUAAAACUAAACAUGAUUUAAUCCUUCUGUUCUUUGUGCUAAUCAUGCAAAACUAAAAUGAUUUUUCCUGUAGCAUGUUUUUAAAACUUUUGUCUCGUUUCAAGCUCUCAUCUAUACACUUGGUUUGCCAUAGGCUCUCUACCAAAGUUGCCUAUUGUAUUAAUUUACAAUGCCCUUUGCGAUGUGAAAUCAACUCAUACCCCAGAUGUAUUUUAAUUUAGUAAUUCAUAUCUAUAGUACGAUCUAAUGUAGUGUUUUAUGUUCUUACCCAAUUUCUUACAAGCACAUAAAAUGUGACUCUGCUCAUAUAUUAGACAUUCUGAAAUUAGCAUGCCUGAGCAUUAAAAAAAAAAAGGAUUUACCUGGAAUAAUAUAAUAACACAGCCUUAUCUAUAUUGGAACAGAAUGGGAUGUCUGGGGGAGACACACUUCUUUUUUCUUGCUUGAACAGUUUAGUUACUGAUUAUGACCAUUGCACCUGUAAUAUUUCUAGAGCUGUAUUAAACAUUUAUCUUAGUGUAUUAAUUUAUACUGGUGUGGUAAAACUGCACUUCAUUACAGUAAAAUGAAGUUCUGUUGCUGUGAUGAUUUGAUUAGAAAAUGCAUUAAACAUUUCUGUAUGACUGUU
Messenger RNA from Protobothrops mucrosquamatus (brown spotted pit viper), 5373 nucleotides. It is a transcript of the gene CLCN3, whose product is annotated as chloride voltage-gated channel 3. Bases 132 to 2657 code for a protein of 841 amino acids. Gene Ontology annotation, biological process: chloride transport; transmembrane transport. The record is from RefSeq and is a predicted model, not a curated record. Gene Ontology annotation, molecular function: voltage-gated chloride channel activity. Gene Ontology annotation, cellular component: synaptic vesicle; early endosome; Golgi apparatus. NCBI's taxonomy places the organism in Eukaryota, Metazoa, Chordata, Lepidosauria, Squamata, Viperidae. The transcript has 13 exons.